Molecule: messenger RNA, 1139 nt
Organism: Hermetia illucens (black soldier fly)
Lineage: Eukaryota; Metazoa; Arthropoda; Insecta; Diptera; Stratiomyidae
Gene: Dhpr
Product: dihydropteridine reductase
Exons: 5
Coding region: 222-929 (235 amino acids)
Biological process (GO): tetrahydrobiopterin biosynthetic process; L-phenylalanine catabolic process
Cellular component (GO): cytoplasm
Molecular function (GO): 6,7-dihydropteridine reductase activity; NADH binding; NADPH binding
Source: RefSeq, a predicted model, not a curated record
AACGUUCUCCAUCCAACUUUCGGAGUUGUUUGUGAGAUUCUUUCGUGGGUCGUGCUUGUUCUCCGUGUCGUGCGGCCGUGAAAGUCAUCGUCUGGAAUUCUUGGCUACAACCGGUUUGUGAAACGGUGAACCACUUUUUCACAGUGCAUUUGCCAUUGAGUUUAAGUUGAGCAAAAUCAUUCAUACGUUGACUUUCAUAAGAAUCGCGAGGUGAAUUCAUCAUGUCGGCUGGAAAAAUUCUCGUUUAUGGAGGCCGGGGCGCCCUCGGAGCCGCUUGCGUAUCACAUUUCAAAGCCAAUAAUUGGUGGGUAGGAAGCAUUGAUUUAGUGGCAAACGAGCAGGCUGACGUGAGUUUCGUGGUGGGCCGCGACGGUACUUGGGUAGAUCAGGAAACUGAAGUCCUAUCGAAAGUUGGAGAAGUCCUUAAGGAUCAAAAAGUCGAUGCCAUCAUUUGUGUGGCAGGCGGUUGGGCUGGAGGAAAUGCUCAGAAAGACCUAGCAAAGAAUGCUGAUUUGAUGUGGAAACAGAGCGUUUGGACUUCAUCGAUUUCUGCAACAAUUGCGGCAAAUUAUCUCAAGGACGGAGGUGUCUUGACGUUAACUGGCGCCAAACCAGCUUUAGGGGGAACCCCAGGAAUGAUCGGUUAUGGAAUGGCCAAAGCUGCAGUGCAUCAACUAACAAAAUCACUUGCCGGCAAGGACUCCGGCCUCCCAAAAGACUCUCUGGUCGUAGCAAUCCUCCCGGUCACGCUUGAUACUCCAAUGAAUCGCAAAUGGAUGCCUAAUGCGGACUUUUCUACGUGGACACCCCUCUCAUUCGUAGCAGAAACAUUCACCAACUGGAUUAAGGGACAAGAUCGACCGAAGAGUGGAUCUCUGUUGCAACUCGUUACAAAAGACUCGACCACAAGUUUAACGCCGGCCGAAUAAAGAAGUAAACAAGUUGACGGCGUCGAUACAAUGCUCGAACGGGUAUCAACGAUCGAAAGUAGAUUUAAAGCAUUCCAACUCUCAUGUCGCAUUCGAGAUCUGACCAUACGAGGUUACUGUUGCUACAUAAGUAAGUUUAUUUGAUGGUGCUUCUUGCAGAAGAAAAAAACUCUUGACAAAUAAAAUGUAAUUUAUAUGUUGUACUGGCAA